UAAAAAUACUAAAAAUAAAAGUAAUUGCCUCUCCAUCGUCUUUCUCUCUCCAACAACAAAGAAGACCACCCACCGCCAGCAUCGCCACCACUUCCGCCAUUACUACGACGUCGCUUCCUAAACGAUCCACCGUCACCUUCUUCCCUCUCUCUAUCUCACACGAAAUUCAGAUUCUGUUUUGCACUGUAUAAGGCGAAAAAUCCAAAAUUCUCUCUUUCUCUAAUCGAAAACAUCAACAUUUUCAAACUUUCUUUAACUUUCCCCGAUCAUUUCCCCCCUUUUUCCGACAACCAAUCAGCUGAAAAAGACACUAUCAAUUCUGCUUUUCUGCCUUUUCCACCUCGGAAUUAGGGUUCCGGUUCAACCACUGUGUGAUUCUGAUCAAGGGCUUCAACAGUGAGAGCAUUUCCGGUUUUGGAUCGGCCGAGCGAUUCCGAAUUCCCUCAGGUGAGAGGGAAUUAAGGUAUUCAGAUGGAAGGUUUUAGAAAAUUCUAGGGUUUUGUAUUAAAUUUCAAAACUAUCUAGAAAAUGAUUUGGUUUCGAUAUUUCCAAACUAGAGAGCGAAAUUAGGGUUUAUGAUGACAGAUUGGUAACGAUGGUGAGGCUCCUAGGACUGACUCGAGGAGAAUCGGACGAGUUACCUCGCGAAAUCACCACCUCGAGGACUCCUCUAGCGAGUGAGUCAGGUGAAAACGGGUGGCUCAUCAGAUUCUUCGACUCUGCGUUUUUCUGUGAGUGGAUCGCUGUUAGCUAUCUUUACAAGCAUGAUCAUGCCGGGGUCCGAGAUUACCUAUGUAACAGAAUGUACACACUUCCGUUAUCUGGAAUCGAAAGCUAUCUCUUCCAGAUUUGUUACAUGAUGGUUCAUAAGCCGAGCCCUUCAUUGGAUAAGUUUGUUAUUGAUAUGUGCUCAAAAUCACUAAAAAUGGCAAUGAAGGUGCAUUGGUUUUUGUUGGCUGAGUUAGAGGAUUCGGAUGAUAAUGAAGGGAUUAGUAGGAUUCAAGAAAAGUGUCAAAUUGCUGCUACUUUGAUGGGUGAGUGGCCGCCCCUGGUGCGGCCACCCAAUGCAGGUUCAAGUCCAGGGAGUAAAAACCAAGUUUUGAAUCGAAUUCUAUCAUCAAAACAGCGGUUUUUGUCAUUGACAUCUUCUCCUCCUAUGCAGAGAUCAUUGUCCUUGUCGCCGUCUUCAGGGAACCAUUUGCAGGAGGAUGGUGGUAAUCAAUUGUUGUCUCCAGAGGAGAAUAAAAUUUUUAAAAAGUUUAUUCCUGGUCCGAAAGUUAGAGAUGCCUUGUUGUUUAGGAAGUCAGCUGAGAAAGAUGAAGAGGAGAACGAAAAGGAUGGGUUUUUCAAGAGGCUGUUGAGGGACAGCAGAGGGGGAGAGGAUGAGGAGUCGACAUCAAGUUCAGAUGGGUUUUUUAAGAGGCUUUUAAGGGAUAGUAAAGGAGAGGAGGAAGAAAUGACUUCGAGUUCUGAAGGAUUUUUUAAGAAGUUGUUUCGGGAUAGUAAGAGUGAGUCCGAUGAUAAAUUGGUUUCUAAGCCAGCAGAAGAUGAUGAGAAAGAAGGGUUCUUUAAGAAGUUAUUUAAAGAUAAAUUUGAGGACAAGAAAGAUGUGAAUGAUAAAAUUGAUGAUGAACAUAUGGUGAACUCUGAAGAAAAAGCUUCAAAAUCUGCUGAAGAUGAUGAAAAAGAGGGGUUUUUCCGGAAAUUUUUUAAGGAUAAAUUUGAAGACAAGAAAGAUGGGAAUGAUAAAAAUGAUGAUUGUGAUGAAGAAGAAUCUUCAGAUUUCCCACUGUUCCGAAGACUAUUUCGAGUGCAUCCUGAAGAGAAUAAAACUAGUACAGCAAAUGAAAGCAGCAAUAGUGGCGGUUUGUUUGAGAGCAGUCCAGGGACUGAGAACUUCUUCCGCAAACUUUUUAGGGACCGUGAUCGUUCAAUUGAAGAUUCAGAGUUGUUUAGUUCAAAGAAGCAUAAAGAGAAGCAUCCUGGUUCACCUAAGCAACAGAAUGAUAAGUCAAAUGCCAAACCUCCGCUUCCAAAUAAUUCUAUAUCACAAUUUCGAAAAGGGGCUUAUCAUGAUUCACUGGAUUUUGUACUGUCAUUAUGUGAGACAUCAUAUGGCUUGGUAGAUGUGUUUCCAAUCGAAGAUCGCAAAACUGCUCUUCGUGAGUCACUUGCAGAGAUUAAUUUGCAGGUAGCUGAGGCGCAAAACAAUGGAGGAGUUUGCUUUCCGAUGGGAAAAGGGAUGUAUCGUGUGGUUCAUAUUCCUGAAGAUGAAGCUGUUCUUUUGAAUUCUAGGGAAAAAGCACCAUAUCUCAUCUGUGUUGAAGUUUUGAAAAGUGAAUUGCCAAGCAGUACAAAGGACACAUCUAAUGCUCAGAAGCUCUCUAGAGGAGGAAUCCCUCUAGCAAAUGGUGAUGCCUUAUUGCCAAAGCCGCCUCCAUGGGCUUAUCCUUUGUGGACUGCUCAGGAGGUGUAUCGUAAUAGUAGUGAUAGGAUGUCAAGUUCCACUGCACAAGCUAUUGACCAGGCAAUGACUCAUAAGUCUGAGGCAAAAGUGAAAUUUGUCAAUGUGAGUUUUUCUGUAGAAAAGCAAUCAGGCAGCCAAUCAGAGAGUGUUGAAGCACCUGAUUUACUGUCUGGCAAGCAUCGUGGCAAUUUGGGUGCUGUUUCAGUUCAGGGUGGACAAGAUAUAACUCACAAAUUAAGAGCUGCUCAUUCUAGUGAUUUGGAGUGGGUAAGGGUGGUGCUGACAGCAGAUCCCAGGCUCCGAAUGGAAGACAUUGAGGGUCAAGGACUACCUCGUCGGAAGGAACACCGUCGUGUUCCAAGUACAGUUGCCAUAGAGGAAGUAAAGGCAGCUGCUGCAAAGGGAGAAGCUCCUCCUGGACUCCCUUUGAAAGGGGCUGGUCAGGAUUCAUCAGAUGCACAACCAAGGGCUAAUGGGGGUAUGCCUAAAGCUGGUGAUGCAUUAUCUGGUGAACUUUGGGAGGUGAAGAAGGAGAGAAUACGAAAAGCUUCAGUGUAUGGGAAAUUACCUGGUUGGGACUUGCGCUCUGUUAUUGUAAAGAGUGGUGAUGAUUGUAGGCAAGAGCAUCUUGCUGUGCAGCUUAUCUCUCACUUUUAUGAUAUAUUCCAAGAAGCCGGUCUUCCGCUUUGGUUGUGCCCUUAUGAAGUUUUAGUUACAUCUUCUUACACAGCUCUUAUUGAAACAAUUCCAGAUACGGCUUCUCUUCAUUCUAUCAAAAGUAGAUAUCCCAAUAUAUCAAGCUUACGUGAAUUCUUUGCAGCUAAGUAUCAGGAAAAUUCUCCAAGUUUUAAGCUGGCCCAGAGAAAUUUUGUUGAAAGUAUGGCUGGGUAUUCCCUUGUGUGCUAUCUUCUGCAGGUGAAGGAUAGGCACAAUGGAAAUCUCCUACUGGAUGAAGACGGUCACAUCAUACAUAUAGAUUUUGGCUUCAUGCUCUCCAAUUCACCGGGUGGUGUAAAUUUUGAGAGUGCACCAUUCAAAUUAACCCGUGAACUUCUUGAGGUCAUGGAUUCUGAUGCUGAGGGAGUUCCAAGUGAAUUUUUUGAUUACUUUAAGGUAUUAUGCAUCCAAGGCUUCCUAACCUGCCGUAAGCAUGCAGAGCGCAUAAUUCUUCUUGUUGAAAUGCUGCAGGAUUCUGGUUUCCCAUGCUUCAAAGGUGGUCCGCGAACAAUACAAAACUUAAGAAAACGAUACCAUUUAAGUUUAACUGAAGAGCAAUGUGUGUCAUUGGUGCUUUCCCUGAUCAGCAGCAGUUUGGAUGCAUGGCGGACUAGGCAGUACGAUUAUUAUCAGAGGGUUUUGAAUGGAAUAUUGUGAUUCCAGAUUUGGUAUAUUGUCACGUUGUUUUGGUAAAGCCAGACUGGUGAAGGUUUUCACAGGAAAAGAUACCGUUGUAUGGUUUAAGUAUAUUUGGUUCACUAGGCAAUGGCUUCAGAGGUUUCUACAAGAGAUUUUUUUGAGGGGGGGUGAAGGAUGAUUCAUGUCUGUUUGUGGCCUGUCUUUCCUUGGUUUGAGGAAUUUGUAAUUGUAUCGGCAUAGAACACAGUAGGAAGACUAGAGGCAAAAUCUACUGUAACAGAGUUGUCUUCAAUUUUUAACCUCAGGUCCUCCAGUCAUGAACUCUGCUGGCUGUUGGUGAUGAAGUUUACCACGAGUUGGUAUAGGAUAGUUCUACCCAUCUUGGACAUUGCACACUGUACAGAGUGAUUUCAACAUGGACAAUACAUGAGACAUGAGAUGGCUCUCCGAUAGGUCUUCGCAGGUUGAAAUUGCAGUUACUGCAAAUCUUACACGGGUUUGCCAUCGAAAGCAGCCAAGCAUUUAUGAUGUUGUACAUGCAACAUUUCCAAUUAAAGACUAUUUUUACGAUCGGAGGAUGGUUAGGCCACGAGAUGGUCCAAAAUGCUUUCUGGUUCCAUCCGUUUCGUGGCAUCUCCUCCCUGGGUUUUUUUCUCCCUUACAUAGUUUCUGAGUAAAGGAUGCUUGAUUGUAUCAUAUCAUUAUUGAUUACAUUUUCUUUAGUAAGAAAUUUGUUCAUUUGAAAC
Theobroma umbraticum is the source of this 4569-nucleotide messenger RNA. RefSeq names its product phosphatidylinositol 4-kinase beta 1-like. The record is from RefSeq and is a predicted model, not a curated record. Gene Ontology annotation, molecular function: 1-phosphatidylinositol 4-kinase activity. Gene Ontology annotation, cellular component: cytoplasm; membrane. NCBI's taxonomy places the organism in Eukaryota, Viridiplantae, Streptophyta, Magnoliopsida, Malvales, Malvaceae. Gene Ontology annotation, biological process: phosphatidylinositol phosphate biosynthetic process; phosphatidylinositol-mediated signaling.